GCUCGGCAGCAUGGCGUCGGUGGCGCUGAGCGAGGCGGAGAAGGUGUACAUCGUGCAUGGCGUUCAGGAAGACCUCCGUGUGGACGGCCGCGGCUGUGACGACUACCGAUGUGUCGAAGUGGAGACCGACGUGGUGUCCAACACCAGUGGGUCUGCCAGAGUCAAGCUGGGUCACACCGACAUCUUGGUGGGCGUGAAGGCAGAAAUGGGGACGCCGAAGCUGGAGAAACCAAACGAAGGUUACUUGGAGUUCUUUGUUGACUGUUCCGCCAGUGCUGCCCCUGAGUUUGAAGGUCGCGGAGGCGAUGACCUUGGCACGGAGAUUGCUAACACCUUGUACCGGAUAUUUAACAAGAGCAGCAUCGACCUCAAGUCCCUGUGCAUGAGCCCCCGCGAGCACUGCUGGGUUCUCUACGUGGACGUGCUGCUGCUGGAAUGUGGUGGGAAUUUGUUCGAUGCCAUCUCCAUAGCUGUGAAGGCUGCGCUCUUCAACACAAGGAUACCAAGAGUUCGUGUUCUGGAAGACGAAGAAGGGUCGAAGGACAUUGAACUGUCCGAUGACCCCUACGACUGCAUCCAGCUAAGCGUGGAGAAUGUCCCCUGCAUCGUCACCCUGUGCAAAAUUGGCUAUCGGCACGUGGUGGACGCUACUCUUCAGGAGGAGGCCUGCUCCUUGGCCAGUUUGCUGGUGUCCGUGACCAGCAAGGGAGUCGUGACGUGCGUGAGGAAGGUGGGAAAGGGCAGCCUGGACCCAGAGAGCAUCUUCGAGAUGCUGGAGACUGGCAAGCGCGUGGGCAAGGUGCUGCAUGCCUCCCUGCAGAGUAUUCUACACAAGGAGGAGAGCCUGGGGCCCAAGAGACAGAAAGUCGGAUUCCUGGGCUGAUAUGCACAGCAGCCUCCAACUGCGGAAUGUUCGCCUUCUCCUUUUCCCUGGAAGCUGAAGUUUGUAACAUUGUUUUCUUAACUGCUGUGAAUUUAAGGCAACAUUUGUACAUGUGAAAUUAAAGUCUAUUUUCUGGU
Messenger RNA from Budorcas taxicolor (takin), 1020 nucleotides. RefSeq names its product exosome component 7 (gene EXOSC7). Bases 11 to 883 code for a protein of 290 amino acids. Gene Ontology annotation, cellular component: cytoplasmic exosome (RNase complex); nuclear exosome (RNase complex). The record is from RefSeq and is a predicted model, not a curated record. Lineage: Eukaryota; Metazoa; Chordata; Mammalia; Artiodactyla; Bovidae. The transcript has 8 exons. Gene Ontology annotation, biological process: TRAMP-dependent tRNA surveillance pathway; U5 snRNA 3'-end processing; exonucleolytic trimming to generate mature 3'-end of 5.8S rRNA from tricistronic rRNA transcript (SSU-rRNA, 5.8S rRNA, LSU-rRNA).